This is a messenger RNA of Erythranthe guttata (spotted monkey flower), 1658 nucleotides long. RefSeq names its product chromo domain cec-like protein. The record is from RefSeq and is a predicted model, not a curated record. Lineage: Eukaryota; Viridiplantae; Streptophyta; Magnoliopsida; Lamiales; Phrymaceae. Gene Ontology annotation, molecular function: calmodulin binding.
AUACCCUCUUUAAAAAGAAUAUUUAUUUAUUCCUCAGAAAAUGGCAACAAUAAGAAGAAAUGCUGCUCCAGAAAAAGAAAAAAAGAUUGGGGUAUUAUUGUCUGCUUCACAGACAGGAACCAAAAGAACAAGCCAUGAUUCAAUUACUGCAACACCAAAACGAAUCCCGAUUUAUCCGAAACCCGCAGCAAAUUCGAACAACAAUGUCUCUAAGCCAAUGGUCAAAAAACCAGCCCCCACUCAGAGUACUACUACUACAACUGCCCCUAAAUCGACACUCGCAGCAAGAAGAUCAACCUUAGACAAAACUCCAAUAACACAGACACCAAAAACGCGAAUAAUCUCAACUAAUAAUCCGUCUAUUCGGUCUUCUUCUUCCUCGAUUUCUGCGAAAACCAGUGUUCCGCAGAAACCGGUUCCCGGCAAGAACUCGAAUGGAGUGACUAAGGAUGUGGUGAAACCUAUAGUGAAGAGGAGCAUCACCACCGUACAGAAGCAAGACAUCACUAAAAAACGUACUACUACCAACAACGACGAAAAAGUAGUGACUAAGGAUGUAGUGAAACGUACCCUCGGUAAGAGCAUCACCGCCACUAAGAAGCAAGAGAUCACUAAACAGAGUCCUACGACUACUACUACUCAGAAAAUCACGAGGUCGAAUAUAUCUAAAGGCCCGGAACCCGAAAUUCAUCCCGAACAUCAAGAAUCUUCCGUUGAUGCAGAUGAAGAACAGAAGGUUCUUCAAUCUGCGAGCAACGGCGAGAAGGGUAAUACAGUCAAUUACGAGGCGGACGAUCAAGAACCGUUGAAUUUUGAGGGAACUGAAGAUGGGGGCGAUGAUCAAGAUACCAAGGCUGUGACUGAUGAGGAUUUUACAUUUUUGGAAAACCAGGACGACCCUCUCGUUAUCGAGACACAAGAACCAGAGGAGCACAAGUCAUAUGUUGAAGAGAUCAAAAGCAUGCAAAACGAAUCAGAAGAACAUAGUACGGAUACUAUGAAUACUAUGAAUGAAAUAAACAGCAGUAAUAAUGGUGAAAGUGUUGCAGAUAAUAAACCCAAUGAAGAGGCAGAAGAAAAGGAGGUCGUUGAGGUGAAAGAAGAAAUAGAAAAACACGAAGAAGAAGAAGAAAAAAAAAUAGCAGAGGAAAAGAAAGAAGAAUUGGCUACUGAAGAGUUCAAAGAACAAAAGCAGCAAGUAGCAGUCGAGGAAAAAAAGCAAGAACCGGCACAUACGGUUACAAAACAACAACAAUUUUCAGGACAAGGGAAGAAGGAUUCACCAGUUUCUAACAAUGUGAUCGAGGAGACCGCGAGCAAGCUUCGUCAGCAGAGGCAAAACAAGGUCAAAGCUCUCGCAGGGGCAUUCGAGACAGUCAUAUCUUGCAGUAAACUAAAGUGAUCUAACAGUUCAUAUAAUAUGCUUAGGUUUCUUGAAUGAAAAAAAAAAAAAACAGACUUCAAUUCAGACAGGAGUUGGUAGAUUUAUUCAUCACAGUAUAACUUGUUGUUUUCAUGGUUGGUUAUUACAAGGAGAUGGUAAUCCUAUAUGUAUUUUUUUUCCUAAGAUUUUUUUUCCCCAUUUAUCGCCUUUUAGUUAUAUGUACAAGAACAUCACUAGAUUAUAAUUUCGAGUUUUUAUAGAGGAUGAUUGAUUU